Messenger RNA from Cutaneotrichosporon oleaginosum, 999 nucleotides. RefSeq lists its product as uncharacterized. Lineage: Eukaryota; Fungi; Basidiomycota; Tremellomycetes; Trichosporonales; Trichosporonaceae. The record is from RefSeq and is a predicted model, not a curated record.
CCAAGCGGACCAUGUACUCUCCGGUGGUCUGACCUUCUAAAAAGCUGAUCAGGGGAACUAGAUUCGAGCAAGCCGUUGUAAAGCUGCGGAGCCAUCGAAAGGUCCCACUUGCGCCGAGCGCGAACGAGCUCGGAGGGUCCGACCCCCGAUUCACUGGCGCGGAGUCCGAGCGCCAGACCACCUUCCGCACCAGGCCGAGGCAUUUCGCCUUGGAGACCAUCUAGGCGAUGCGAUUGAUCCACGGGUUCAGUGUCGUACACCGGGACAGAGCUCAGCACAUUGGAUCGGACCAUGGGAGCAUAGGUCGCAGGGCCCCCUCGCGGCGUAGAGACUACAAUACAGCAUUUGCAGGACGCGGACGUACUCCGCAAACACCUCCUGCCCGCAUUCACCGUCGUGGGAAUCGAUCCGAUGCUUCCACCGCGGACAAGCGCCGAGUCGCCGAGUCCCGCGUGGGCGCUAGAGGCAAUGGACGCUCGGGCGGUGCUCAAUGGGAUGAUCCGCUCAGCAGCGUAGACUAUGUUGCUCGGAGAGUUAGAUCAACGCCGUCGGAUCAGGCUGCCCCGCCCUUCUCUCGUUGUUCCAAGGAGCGACACGCUCCGGUGGAGGCCCGCAUGACAAGCCCGAGUCAGCCCCGGCGGCACCUCCCCGAGUCUGUCGCUCGCCGACGGGGCCGGGCAGAGCGUGUCACGGACCAUCCGGCCGCCGGAGCGGAGACCUCCGCCCACGGCCAGGCGGAGCUCUCGCCGCCCGAUUUUGCUCCACACUUCUCGCCGAUUACCGCAACGCGAGCCGGAGCUUGCCGCGAGAUGCGAUCACGCGGUCGAGCGUUUGCUUCGCAGUUGUUGAACACGGGUCUUGAUCUGAUAGUGAUCCGCGAUCCGAUCCGCCGGAGGGCAAGCGAUGCCGACGGGCCCGCGGCCCCCGCAGUCCACGCGGCAUCCUCAGUCACAGUCGCGGACCACUGAUCUUCCAUUGGGAAUCUGGCGCCCGCCGGCC